AUGGAGAACAUGAACGAAGGAAAUGAAGGGGAGGACAAUGCGAGAUCAGAGAGUUCAAACCACGAGGAGGGUGAGCGGCUGUCGAAUCAGGAGCAGAGUAUGGAUGUGGAAGUAGAGGGUAGUCCUGGGCGCCCGUCGGUGGACGAAGGGGAAUCCUUGACGAAGAGGGAGUUGUUCCGAAUCAUAGCUGACCAAGAUAGGGCCAUAGCCGCGCUUAGGAGGCCGUUGGAAGGAGAACGAAGCGAGGACAUGAUGAUGUAUAGUCCGGGAGUGAGAAAGCGAGAAAGGGGGGGGGGGAGACUUGGAGUCCAUGCAGCACGGACUUCCACAUCACGGUGA
Linum trigynum is the source of this 339-nucleotide messenger RNA. The record is from the annotation of a GenBank genome assembly. NCBI's taxonomy places the organism in Eukaryota, Viridiplantae, Streptophyta, Magnoliopsida, Malpighiales, Linaceae.